UCUACAAUGGAGCUGAUAUCUUUUAAACCCGAAAUCCUCGAAAGGAUCAUCCCCGACGUCUCCUUAGAGAGGCACCUCAAGAUCGGGAUCCGCUCGAACCAAAGAUUGUUUGAUGAGUUCAAAAACAUCCAGAUUCUUUCUCAAAAAUCGUCUCAUUUGCUCACCACCUCAUACAUCCAAAAUGGCAAUACUCUUGUCAUUUGCAAUAUAUCAUAUGGAAUCACCGAGCUCUUGGGUGGGGAAACCCCGGAACAGUACUCCUCGGUAUACCCUACUCUUUCUAUCUCCAGAGGCCGCUCAGGAGCUCCCACUGAUGAAGAAAUGAAUCUCUCUCAAAAGCUAUACGAGUCGACUUUGCACAGCAGAAUAUUACCAUCCAAUUCACUAAUAUUCAAACCAAAGGUGAUGAUCGAUGAUAAUUUGGAAGACUUGGACACAAACAAACAGUUCAAGUUCAACCUCUUUGUGAACUUGAAGGUAUUUGAUCGGUCUGGUCCACUAUUUGACGUUUGCCAUUUUGCCUUGGUGACUAGCUUGAAGGCUGUUAAAUUGCCGGUGAUAUACUUGAAUGACUCGUUUGUAAAGUUGUCUAUCGACAACUUACUUGCCUACCCCGACGCCGAGUUGGUGCCUUUACGUUUGAACAUGGAGGUUCCUUUGGUGUCCUCCAACUUUGGACUCUACAACUUGGAUGAAAAAAAUCUCAUCAUCUGUGACUUGGAAAACGAAAGUGAGGAAUCUAAUAUAAUAUCCAAGGUCAAUGUGGUAUCCGAUGGUAAGGCUUUUAAUGAGUUUACGUUAAUCAAUGGAAGUCUCUUGAACAUCACAAGAGAUGAAAUUAAAUCUUUAUUAAGAACAUCUAAACAAAGAGCCAAAGCCAUAAAUAGUGUAUAAACUUUAAUUUCACUCGCUUUCACUGGACCCUUUGUCUUUAUCUUUACUUAACAAUCGCUUUUUUGUGUCGAACGUCAGGUCAUCCUCCAUUAAAGGUGAACGAGACUUCUUCCCACUGUUGAAAUUUUCAACCUCUAUAUCGGCCAUUGGAGUGCCUUCUUUCUCUGGCUGUUGGACUUUUUCAUCCUGAUCAUAGUUUUCGACUUGGGUUUCCAAUUGGAGAAAGUUAUUCUUGAGUAUGUUCAAAUUGGUCUCGUACUGUUUUUUACCUUCUUCAAUCAAUUGGCUGAACUUUUCGCCUCCAAGUAGGUUAUCCUUGGUUCUCUUUCUGUAAAAUAGGAGAUAUGCUGCACUGGUAAUGACUUUUUUAGGAUCUUCUAUUGGAGAUACUCGGCUGUCAUCGAAGUAGUACCACCUGUUAUCUCUGAAGUUAAGUGCAGAUCCAGUGUAAUGGCCUCCUCCUAGUCCACCGUAGUGAUUAUCCACGGCAAUCAAGUCGUAGGUCAAUUCUCUGUCAGGACUGUUUACAUAUUGACUCAUAUCCAAUCCUUCUAUGGGGAAAUCAACUGUAACAUCAAUCUUAUCACUGAAGCUUCUUGCAACCUGGAACCUCUUCAAAUGUAUCGUCAAUAUAUCACCUGUGUUCCAUAUUUUUAUGGUUUUCGUAGCUUGUUUAUGAUCCUUGCAUCUAGGACAAUACCAUAAAUCUUGAUCUCCAAGAACUUCUGGUUGGUAAAACUUGUCCAAACAAUCGUACAACGAGAUGGUAGACUUCUGUUUGGCAAUCA
Molecule: messenger RNA, 1682 nt
Organism: Yamadazyma tenuis ATCC 10573
Lineage: Eukaryota; Fungi; Ascomycota; Pichiomycetes; Serinales; Debaryomycetaceae
Product: exosome non-catalytic core subunit
Biological process (GO): nuclear polyadenylation-dependent mRNA catabolic process; U5 snRNA 3'-end processing; TRAMP-dependent tRNA surveillance pathway
Cellular component (GO): nuclear exosome (RNase complex); cytoplasmic exosome (RNase complex)
Molecular function (GO): mRNA 3'-UTR AU-rich region binding
Source: RefSeq, a predicted model, not a curated record